Molecule: messenger RNA, 7172 nt
Organism: Bactrocera latifrons
Lineage: Eukaryota; Metazoa; Arthropoda; Insecta; Diptera; Tephritidae
Product: cubilin
Exons: 17
Coding region: 491-4873 (1460 amino acids)
Cellular component (GO): plasma membrane
Molecular function (GO): protein binding
Source: RefSeq, a predicted model, not a curated record
AAGUGGUCUGUAUAAAAAAUUAAAAAUUUCCACUUCGCAAUUUAAAUGUUUUUCAGCAGCUGCAAGGAUUUUCAAUUGACAGCUGUAGAAAUAAGUGUUGACUGUGUGCAAGUGCAGUGAAGUGAAUGAUUGCAUGAAACCGCAAAUAAAAUAUUAAAAUAAUAGCAUAAAUACUACACGAAAUAUAAAGAAAUAAAUAAAUAAAAAAUUAAAAAAAAAAAACCAAAGUGUUUAGGGUAACAGAAUUGAAAAUCCCUAAACUCUAAUGGAGUGAAUGUGCUAGUUUCUUAAAAAAUUUGAAUACAAAACGUUGAAACUUCAAGCUCAAGAUGAGGAAAUAAAAAUGAAAAUUUGACACACGCAAACGCCACAUAAGACAGCUGAGCCGAGCAUACAAUGUCUGCAGCUWUCUUCUGUUUUUAUAUUCGCAAAACCGGUGAUUAGGAAGUGUUGCACCCUAACGUUCUAAUGCAGACGAUAUGGGCACAACAUGGCCUCAGCACAUAUAUUACAAUACUACAGCAACACUAGAACUAAAACAGCGGCAGCGGUAUCCACAAAAACAACAACAGGGACAACAAUUCCGCAACAUUGUUACGAGCGAAACACUUCCGGCACACCAGAGGCAUGUCUCAUCACUAACGAGCGGAAACAAUUUGCAGACGAGUCAUCAGCAACAGCUGUUAGUAAAAMUACAACAACAACAACAAAGGCAUCUAGAGCAAUAUCGACGGCAUUGUUAUCAUAUUGUCUGCCGCCCAUUGCAACAGUCGACAAUAUUUGGGGUCACAGCAACGCGGUCACGACGCCACUUCAAGAGCCGACUAACGAUCAGAAACUGCAUAGAACCAAGCUACAGGUGCUGCAUGAGAGUACUGCAAACGAAGUUAACAAAGGGGUAUAUAACAGUUUUGAAACGCCAACGCCAUGGAAACCAACUGCUGCCACAAAGCGACCAAGCUCCAGGCCAACAGACCCGACGCUGUCGCCGAAACAGAAAUCACACGAAGCUGCAGAUGAUAUUCAUACGUUUCGUUUCGUGGACAGUGGUAGGAGAGGCAGAAGCAAAAGUGAAAGCGCAGAAAGCUACGGUGACUUGCCAGCAGAACGCCCUCAGAGACUGCAACAACAACAACAGAAACAGCAAAAACGUUGGCAUUCGGAAAGCAGAAGCGGAGCAUUGUUGUGUGAAUGGACAAGAGCUAAAGGUAUUGCAAAUAUGUCAAGUGCAGGUGUGUCUAACGCCAACCAACAACAACAAGGACUGGGCAGUGAUGUUGCCGACAAAUUUGUUGGUGUUAUUGCAAGUUUACGCAAAACAUCUACAAGGAAUUGCGCUCGACAGCGGUCACAAGCUAUUGCUUACACGCACUGUGCACAAACAAAGGAGAAACAUAACAACACAAACAACAAAACCAAAUGCUGCCAAUCAAACGAAACGAAACAAAGCGAAACACACAACGUUGCCAGAGACUGCCACGCAGCUGGGGAAUGCGAUUGCUGCUGCAAUUCGCAUAUCUUUUCGUCAUGUACACGCCAAUCUUCCAGAAAUGCUAUCGAACAGCAACAACAACUACAACUCAGCGGUCUUUCAAACGGCUCCAACCAAGAAUUUUCUCAGCUGCUUGCCGACAGCUGCUGGUCGCUCUCUUGCAAUGCUGCACCUCAGCUACUCAAACAACCACAAACAGCAACAACUGCAACAACUGCAACACCUUUGCAAUCACAAUCCACAACAACAGCAAAAGUCACAAAUGAACAACGAAGUAUAUUUCAAUACAAAAGCAACAAAAAUAGCAAAUUGUUCUACAAGAGGGGUGUUGCGAACGAACUCUAUUUGGAAAGAGCUGCUGCAGUUGAUGCUGACUUUGGUGGCGGUUGCGGCACAAUUCUAUCUACGCUGUGUUGCUCUGUGCGUUCGAAGCUUCUGCUUGCCGUGGCCGACCUGCAAGCCCUGUCACGCGCUCUUUUCUCACUCAUCAUUAUCUUCAACAUGCUGCCGCUAUUUUAUGCAGUUGCUGCUUCUGAAUUAAGAGCCAGCGGCGGUCCAAAUCCAGCGGCGCAUCCUUGGAUACCCGUUGUGGCUUACUUGGAAACUCUGCCGAGACCAACGAAACCGCCAAAAUGCGACCAGACAUUCGUUUCACGUAUUAGCGGCCCACAGAAUGGCACAUUCACCGCGCCGUUGCUGCACAAUCACAAGAACCAUUCGCGUCAGUGCUUGUACACUUUCCUAGCAGGACCCGGGCAACGCGUCGAAGUACUUUUUACAUCGUUUAAUUUAAGAGGAAGUCCACCAGACGGUUCUGCCGUCGGUGAAUUACCAGCCUGUGUUCACGAGUACAUGGAUAUAUAUUCCGAAGUGCAGUCGUCAGAUCCAGCUGAACUAAUAAAUUCUCCGUUUGGUGGACGAUAUUGCGGUACAAUACCGCCACGAAGACGUAUCUCCAUGUACCGAGCUAUAGCCAUCUCAUUUUUUACCAACAAAAAUGUAUCAACACCCGACUUAUUCGAAGGAACUUAUAGAUUUAUAAAUGCAUCUGAAUAUGAAAUUGGGAUACCAAUAGCGGGUUCACCAUGUUCCUACACCAUUACGCCUAGCAUGAGUAUCAAUAAAACUGGGGCACUCAUAUCGCCAACUUAUCCGGGUGCCUAUCCAAAAGAUAUGUCAUGCACAUAUCAAUUCCUCGGCGAAUCGAAUCAAAGGGUUAGAUUAGAAUUUCGAGAUUUUGAUCUAUUUUUUGGUGGACCACACUGCCCAUUUGACUAUGUCAAAGUGUAUGAUGGUCCCGAUAAUUCGUCAGCAUUAAUUGGUACAUAUUGCGGACAGCAAAGGAAUUUAGUUUUAUACUCAAGCGAAUCGAGCCUUUUUGUUCAUUUUUAUACAUUGCCGAGAACAGCGAAUACCCAAAAUCGUGGCUUUAAAGGAAUUUAUGAAUUUAGCGAAAGUUUUGUUAAAUUAGAUUUUAUACGCGAAAAUGAUGGCAUUCACAUACGUGGCUCGGAAUGUGAUCAAAAGAUAUUAUCGAGGAAGGAAUCAACGGGUUUUGUGCUCUCACCAAAUUAUCCCUAUCCAUAUAUACCGAAAACUGUGUGUAGAUACUUCAUUUACGGCAUGCAAGAUGCGCAGCAUCUCGAACGUGUUCGUCUGGAGUUUUCCGCUUUCAAUAUACCCAAGGUAGAGCACAAGGACAAAAGCGAGUCCAAUUGCACAGACGGUUAUCUUAAAAUCUAUCUGAAGGGACAGGAAACAGCAGAUGCCUAUGACAAAUUUGACUAUGAGUUAUGUGGCAAUGAAACGCAGCGAGUGCUUAGCGAUGGACCACGCUUGGCAAUGGUCUUCAGUUCGGGUGAACUACAGGGUCGCGGUUUCAAGGGUAAAUACACCUUUGAAACUGAAUAUAAAAUACCUGGCACAGCCGCACCCGAUGGCACGUGCAGCUUCACAUAUGUAAGCAGUUCAAAGAAACGUGGCGAACUGAACAGUCCUCGCUAUCCAUCCAACUACCCAUCGGACACGAAUUGUUCGUAUCUGUUUCUAGGUGAACCGAAUGAGCAGGUCACGAUCGUCUUUGAUCAUUUCAAGAUAAAAGCGGAUGGUAACUCAAAUGCAACGGCUGGAGCAUAUGGUUCUAGCGCUUGCUUUGAAGAUUGGCUGGAAAUGUAUGUUGUUUAUCGUGAUAACAACGAUCGUUUUCUUGGUCGCUACUGUGGUUUGACAGCACCCGGCCCCGUUGAGAGCCCAAGGGGUGCGGUGGGUCUGCGUAUCACAUUGCAUACGGAUCAAGAGAACGUGGCUAGCGGCUUCAAAGCGCGCUACUUUUUCGAAUCUCCGCGCUCCGAUGUGGCCGAAUGCGGUGGCAACUUCUCAGGUCAGGACUCGGGUAUUAUCACCUCUCCCAACUACCCAGCGGGCUAUAAGGCACCCAGUCGUGGCAUGGCUUCAAUGGCAUGCAAUUGGAUAAUGACGGCACGGCCGGGUUAUAAGUUAUCAAUUAACUUUGAGCACUUCUCCAUCGAAGGCGAUCCAGCAAAUCGUGGCUGUCCUGCUGCUGUUUUGCGACUUUGGGUCAAUGUCGAUUCAGACCAACCGCCAUUGGAAUUGUGUGGCGAAAAGCCACUAAUUGAACAGUGGUAUUAUAUUUCCACUGGACAAACUGCUCGUAUCAGUUUCACAACCAGCGACAAAACCGUUGGUGCUCCGGGCUUCCGUAUUGUAUGGACUGAAAUACAAGACUCUGGUCCUGGACCCCCGUCCAUUGGACUGCUCUGUGAAUCAACAUACCACUUCCAAUGCGACGUGGGCUACUGCAUUUCCGAUAAGCUACGUUGCGAUGGCGUCAAGAACUGUGGUCCCGGUGAUGAUAGUGACGAAUUGCACUGUACCACACAAGCGCCCGAGGAGGAUCACGGCGUUCUAAUUAUAAUAACACUAAUCGUCGUCUCGUUCCUAAUCUGUCUCCUAUGCACACUCUGUCACUCCAAAAGAAAACGUAGAGCGCAUGUGCGCCAACUGGGCCUGCAUCGCAAUGCGCAUUACGAUUCACAAACCAGUGCAACUGGUUUGAGUUCCAGUCGACGGCAUUUGCAAGGCGGUGCGAGCAUAUCGGGUAGUCUGCAUGGCAUCAAUAGCGGUUCAUUGAUGAUACCACCAGCGCCCCUGCCACCCACAAGCGUACCACCACCGCCGCACAUCUGCAUUGCAGGCGUCGACGGCCUCAGCGCGGGCAUACUAAUAAACGAUGACGACGGCCUGGACGAUGACGACGAAAUCGAUCUGGACAAUGUGCAGCACGAGAUAUUCAUUAACGAUGUACGAUUCGACGAUGAGGAGAACCACUUGGAGCAAAUGCAUCAUUUGGAAAACGUUUAACAAUUGGUGAAGGUUUUGGGCGGCAGUAGAGGCGUUAUCCCAUUGUUGCAACAAUAUGCGGCAUUUUAUAGAAAUUUACAAGCAUAGGAACAGAUUUAAUUUACAAUAAUAAGCAUUAAUGAAUAAUAGCGAAAACAUUAGUAUUAAUAGCUGUACGAGUACAUCAUUAAGUCAGGUUUUUAAUAACAAAAUAAAUCAAUAAAAUCUAAUUCCCACGAAUUAAUAUGAAAUUUGAAGAAAAUAACAACAAAACGUUGCAUGAAAUAACAUGAAAGAAACAAAAUGCAGCAAAUUCAAAAACGCCAAUGGUUCGGAGAAGUCAAUGUUAGUGAGCACUGAAGGGAACUGUCAGAAAACAUGAAAGGGAUGAAAGAGUGAGUAAGAACAAAUAUUCUCUUCAAAUAUUAAGGGAAUGUAAGACGCGAAAAAUUAUUGGGGUUUGAUUGGGUUUAACGGUAUUUUACUGACUUUUUUAUUCUUAAGAAAAACUCGUAUAAAAAUAAUAUAUACAUAUUUGUGUCCGCGCGACAUUUGGAAGAUCACCUAAAACAACUUGUUGUAAAAUAAUUUCCAUAAAUUUAAUAUUUAAUAGUUAACAGUACUGCGAAGGGUAGGAAGCGAGAUAGCAUUUUGACAAAGCUUUUUAUUGUGAAACAAAGUAAAAAGUAAUGAACUUAAGGCGAAAUUGAAGCGAGUGGAAAAUCUAAAAUGAAAUAAAUUUAUAAUUAAUAGUAAAAAACAACAAAAACAAAAAGAACAAAAAGACCAAAUCAUAAAAAGGCUCAUUAGAGAUAAUUAAAGAAUAAGUUAUAUAUAUGAAACAGCAUAAAAUAGUAAACGAAAAUAAAACGGUAAAUCUCAUUCAAAGUGAAUUCAUGGCGAAAAACAAAAUAUUGUUGAUUUUUAUAUUUGAUACGAUUUAGAAGCAUUAUACAUUUAUUAUUCGUAAGACCACAGCCACAUUGACCAGUAAACAAAAACAACAGAAAGUUGAGACAAAAAACAGCACACAAUUGACUCAAAACAAAUCACGCAUUCUAUCUCUUUUCUACACUCGUUCUGUAUCUUUUUCAACACUCAGCAAAUCAAUCAUCCCCCCAUCCUCGAGCCGCUCGAGACACUUGCACGCAAACACGAAGAACGCGUACGCGCAGAAUGAAGCAGCAUGCCACAUCAAUAAUAAUGAUUCUAAAAUGAGCUCAAUACGUUAGUAAAUAUACAAUAAAAACAAUACGUACGAGUGUUAUUGCGAGUAAAUAAACAAAAUAAAUAAAUAGCAUACAUAUUUAAGUACAUACAUACAUACAAAUUUGAUAGUAAAAUGCCAUAAAAACAAACGAAAGAAGCGUAACAAACGUCAAACACUCAUACAUAAUACCUUUUUGAUGGCAAUAUUGCGUAUUUAUUACGAUAAAAAACUACGAAUGUGACAACAAACCGACGACCAACAGACGAGUUGCUGCUCAGCCGUCGUGCGACUACACUGAAUAAUAAUAAUAAUCAAUUAGUGACUAUCAAAACUGCAUCUUCCAAAAUAAGUAAUUAAAUAACAAAUAAACAAAAUACAAAGGCACUUAAAUAUAAAAAUAUAUAUUAUAUAAUGAGAUCUUUACCUUGGACACUGGCAUUAGGUAAAACAAAGAUAAAAAUUUAUUAAACGAAAGCAAAAUAGUGAAAAUGCGUAUAAAAAGGGAUUGUAGCAAAUUUGAUAUUGAGAUUGAGUAACGGAGAUGAGAAAUAACGGGUAUACAUAUAAAAAGGGUUAAAGAUAAGGUUAUCUUAAAAUAGAGAAUAUUUUUAUAUCAUUUUUUUAUAUUAAUUAUUUAAAUCAUUAUUUCUUAUUUACAUGUGUUAAGGGUAUAAAAAAACGACGGGUUUUAUAACAGGCUUUUGUUUUAACUUAUAUUUCAUGCUAAUGAAGUUCCACAGUUGGACAUUCGGUAAACAGAAAACAUUGAAAAAUAAAUAAAAUUCAAUUCGCAAUAUUUUUCACUGCUUAAUUACAAAAAAAUUACAAUUAUAAAAAAAAAACAUUUUGCUCAAUUGCGGGAAAAUAUAUUUKUAUCUUUGUUUUCAUUGAUUUUUAAUGAUUGUGUACUCGUUUUCAUGCGUAUGUACUCGCAUACGCGAACUGCAGGCACAGCGCGCAGUGAAAAAAGAUGUAAAAUAACGUGUUGAAAGGCAAAAAAUGAAGAAGCAACUAAAAAAAUAUCAGUUUCGUCUAGAAUUAAGAUUAAUGAAUGCAACUAAAGUUAAACACUAAUUUAAAUGUUGGUAGUAAAUUAAAAAAAAAAAAAAA